UUACUGUCAAACAUAAAUCGGAAUCAUGAUUAUUAUGACAAGAAGUGGGCAGAUUGCAGAAAAGUAAUUUGCAAAACAUUUGUUUCCUAUAGUGUCAAUUGAUUUACCUUGAUUCAAGUUUAUCAAAAGUAUUCUUACACUAUUGCAAGAUUUUCCAAUGCUAUACUCGUCAAAAUGGGCUGCCUAACAUGGAUCCGAGGUUUUAAAUUAACAUCAUUUCCAUUUCUUCAAGAUAGCGAACUCAACAAGAUAGCUGCAUUCUUCAAUGCAUUCACAUUCUUCUUGACAUGUGCUGCUUUAGCCCAGCCGAGUUGGUUCAGAAUUAAAGGACUGCAUUGCACUCAGAGUCUCUCACUCACUCAAUUCUUCACAUUUGAUGAUGACGAUGAUGAUGAUGAUCAAAUUAUAAUUCAGAACAAGGAACUGGAUCCUUUGAGUAGAUCUGAUUUUAUCGGUCUACAGCCGUGUAUAACAACUGAAAUUAUAACUCUCAUGAGAAUCCUUAUACUUUUAUGUUUUAUGGUAUUACUGAGCUCGUGCAUUGGAGUGCUUAUAAAUCUGAUCAAUCAUAAUAGUAAAGCUCUUAAAAUGCUACGAAGGAAUGCUGUACCGAGCAUAAUGUGUGUAUUUUGGGUAAUAGCUAUAGUAGGUGUUUGCUACUAUACUACAGUUGUUUUGGGUAAUGCAAACAACAGCGACCCAAAUACCAUUCAAGUUGAUUAUGAAUAUGGAUUUUACACAAUAACUGGAGCAGGUGCCUUGGCUUUAGUGGCAUCUGCAGCCAAUCUAUGGGGUGCUCCGCUUUCAAAUGACGAGGAUGUUCAAAGAAGGAAUCUAAUGGAUGACUGGGAUGGUUAUGAAGCGCAUAGUGUUGGCCCCACACCACCGGUGCCCGCAUUACCACCAUAUACACCAAGUCCAAUUUAUGUACCGACAGUACAUUCAGCUUUCCCAACACCAGUUCUUGGUAGUCAACAGUAUUUCCCAUUUGAUGACCUAUCAGUUUUACCCCCUCCACCCCCAUACACACCAUAGACCAGAGACCGAAAUUUAUUUGACUCGAAUACUAUUUAGUCUUUCAAAUGUUUUCUCAUUUAGUUAUACAACUUUGAAAUUUUCUUUGUCUUGUGACUGAAGGCUACGCGUCCACUUCUUACUUGUUGGCGGUUUGAUUAAUAUUUUUUGGCAUAUAUUUAUAAUACAUGCUAUAAUAUAUUGAUGUCACAGCUUUAUGUAUAAAAAAUAAUAGCUCGUAGUUUAUAUUAUGGCAUAUCUUCCAGCCCUUUGUUAAUAAGUAUUAUUAGAAUCUCAAACCAAUACCGAAAGCCAAUUGUGUUGUCCAAACAUAUCUACUAUUGAAAUUAAUAAUGAAGAUAAAAAUAUUUGAAUGUACAUUUUAUCUAUAUUUUUCAUUUGGUUUUUUUUUUGUAUAUAUGGUUGUGAGUUAUAAAAUAGUUCACUAUGUGAUGUGAUUUGCCAUUUUUGUGCCUAUUUGAACAUAUUCUUCAAGUGCUUUAAUACAGCCGGAGAAAUUAUAUAUUAAAAAUAAAUGAAAUGUAUGUAUAAAAUAAAUCAUUCUAAAUUGUUUUUCAGAAAAUGUUCAUGUAUUAUUAUUGCUAUUCAUUUCUUGUUAUAAAUUAGUGUUAUUAAAACUUUUCCUUAAAAAGCCUUAUAGGAUUAAUGUUUUUUAGAAUAG
Messenger RNA from Danaus plexippus (monarch butterfly), 1696 nucleotides. RefSeq names its product transmembrane protein 127-like. Bases 175 to 1035 code for a protein of 286 amino acids. Lineage: Eukaryota; Metazoa; Arthropoda; Insecta; Lepidoptera; Nymphalidae. The record is from RefSeq and is a predicted model, not a curated record. The transcript has 4 exons. Gene Ontology annotation, cellular component: membrane. Gene Ontology annotation, biological process: negative regulation of TOR signaling; negative regulation of cell population proliferation.